AUGCGUUGUAAGAAGCUGAACACAACACUCACUCAACAUGCAACAUUAGACAAUUCAGGAAACAACAACACUCAAACAUUAGACAACACUCAGGAAUCAACAUUAGACAAUACUCAGGAAACAGACAACACUCAGGAAACAUUAGACAACACUCAGGAAUCAUCAGACAACACCCAGGCAACAUUAGACAAUACUCAGGAAACAGACAACACUCGGGAAACAUUAGACAACACUCAGGAAUCAUCAGACAACACCCAGGCAACAUUAGACAAUACUCAGGAAACAGACAACACUCGGGAAACAUUAGACAACACUCAGGAAUCAUCAGACAACACCCAGGCAACAUUAGACAAUACUCAGAAAACAGACAACACUCGGGAAACAUUAGACAACACUCAGGAAUCAUCAGACAACACCCAGGCAACAUUAGACAACACUCAGGAAAUAUUAGACAACACUCAAGAAACAGACAACACUCAGGAAGCAUCAAACAGCACUCUGGAAACAUUAGACAACACUCUCAAACAACAUCGACAACACUCAGACGGCAUUAGACAACACUCGGAAAACAUUAGACAACACUCGGGAAACAUUAGACAACACUCGGGAAACAUUAGACAACACUCAGGAAACAGACAACACUCAGGAAGCAUCAACCAGCACUCUGGAAACAUUAGACAACACUCAAGCAACAUAAAACAACAUUCAGACAACAUCGACAACACUCAGACGGCAUUAGACAACACUCAGAAAACAUUAGACAACACUCGGGAAACAUUAGACAACACUCAGGAAACAUCAAACAACACCCAGACAACAUUAGACAAUACUCAGGAAACAGAAAACAUUCUGGAAACAUUAGACAACACUCAAACAACAUUAGACAACACCCAGGCAACAUUAGACAACACUCAAGCAACAUUAGACAACACUCAGGAAACAUUAGACAACACUCAGGAAAUAUUAGACAACACUCAGGAAACAGACAACACUCAGGAAGCAUCAACCAGCACUCUGGAAACAUUAGACAACACUCAAACAACAUUCAGACAACAUCGACAACACUCAGACGGCAUUAGACAACACUCAGAAAACAUAAGACAACACUCGGGAAACAUUAGACAACACUCGGGAAACAUUAGACAACUCUUAGGAAGCAGACAACACUCGGAAAACAUUAGACAACACUCAGAAAACAUUAAACAACACUCAGGAAACAGACAACAUUCAGACAACUUUAAACAACAUUAA
Messenger RNA from Ylistrum balloti, 1251 nucleotides. RefSeq lists its product as uncharacterized. Bases 1 to 1251 code for a protein of 416 amino acids. NCBI's taxonomy places the organism in Eukaryota, Metazoa, Mollusca, Bivalvia, Pectinida, Pectinidae. The transcript is spliced from 2 exons. The record is from RefSeq and is a predicted model, not a curated record.